Schistosoma bovis is the source of this 4812-nucleotide messenger RNA. The record is from the annotation of a GenBank genome assembly. NCBI's taxonomy places the organism in Eukaryota, Metazoa, Platyhelminthes, Trematoda, Strigeidida, Schistosomatidae.
CUGGGUCACGAGGGCCUAUAUAUAAUUGCCUAUAUCUCAAAUCCCUAUCAAAUAUAUUCAAUAGGGAAUCGAUCAGCCGCUCGGCGCAAUUUCCAACUGAUAACUGCACAUGCCUAAUCCACCUGUUUGCUACUACUAUCAAGCUGGUUGUUGUAGAAACGGGAACGAAUGCACCUUUACACACCCGAAGAUACGUUGUCGUACUUUUGCCUCUGAUGGUUGGUGUCCUUAUGGAUACAACUGUCGUUUUUGGCAUGAUCCGUCUGUGAAACUAGGCGUUGUCAACAUAAUCAAAAAGCCGUGCCAAUUCUAUGCAAAUAAUCAAUGUAAAUAUGGUGAUAAGUGCAAUUUCUCCCAUGAUAUUAAUGCUCAAAACAAUAGUGGGAUUACAUUGGAAGAAUAUCGAGCCACAAAAACGGUGACAGGCGUGCACAUUAAUAUCGAAGCUCAGGAGUCUACAACUACCGAAAUGUCACACGACAGACAGGAUGGUAUUUCCGACGCAUCACUUACGUCAGUUGUAAAAUCUAAUCUAAUCACAACUUCGUCAUCUACAUGCCUUAACAAAAAUAAUCGUAGCCAUGUAAGACCGCCCUUCCAGAAAUAUGCUUCUGUAAACGCGAUUGAUUUUCAAGGAGCUUCAAAGGCUGAAAUUUGUGAUCUUAAUCAUUCUGAGCUGAAACGCCUAAAGAAACAAUUUCCUCCAGACAAAUUACGUGAAGUAGAAUCAAAUGAGAACUAUCAUAUGUUUUGUGUCAGAUUCUCCUCUACAGAUCCCGACUGGGUCUACGAUGUUCGUGAGAUAGUGUUGAAUAUUCUCAUCCCACAAAUGUAUCCCAAGGAACAACUUCAAAUUUCAGUGGUAAUGCAAGAACAUUUACCAGUGAUCUUAGUUGACCAUUUGAAUAAAGCAAUCGGUUCUUGGGUUAGAUGUAAGCACCAAUGUAUGGAACGAAUGAAUCGUCUAGAGCUAUACUUGCGUCCUCUCCUUUUGUGGCUUGAUCGUAACUUGGAAGAAUUAUUCACUGAAGGAUUACGUAAAUAUAAAGCGUUUAUAGAAAAUGGAAUUUUGGAUCCAGACUUAUCUUCAUUGUUAACUAAAAAUAAUGCUGAUGUUAUUUCUCACUGCCAGUCAAGUAAUAAGGAUAAUGACAGAAAUUCACUAUCGAGUUAUAAUAAUGCAACCGGUUCGACUCCUAUUGUGCUUGACAGGGAAAUUUUAGAAGAUCUUAAAUCGUUCAGCCUUAAUUCAUAUUCUGAUAGUAAUCCAUCAGUUGUUGAAAGUGAUAAGACCCUAUUUGAAAGUGAAAUAGCUAGCAGAAGUAGAGCUUAUAAUAACUUUCUAACCCAUUCAGAUGAAGAAAUUGUACCUAAAAUAUGUAACCUAACAAAAGAGAAUGAUUUUCCAACUGACUCACUAUUAGAUCAUGAUAGUAUGAUUGGUUUAAUUCCUUCUGUUAUACCGAAAGACGAAUCAGAACAGACACACAAUGGUGAUCAAAAUUCACAUAAUGGGGACCAGUUGUCAAUUGGGAGUGAUAGUAGUGUUAGUUCACAAACCAGUGAAUCGGUGUUAGAAUAUAGCAGCACUGAUGAGAAUGAGAAUGAUCCUGGUAGUGAGUGUGAAGUUGUUGGCGAUCCGCAAGUAUCAUGUGGAAAUCUCCUUAGUUCUUCUUCACUAACAACUCCCGGUACCCAGAAAUUAUUAAUGAGCGGUCUUAGGCUAUUGGGUAAAGCAGGAACAUAUAUACAACGUCGACUUUCUGUUUCUCUUCAUUGUACGCGUUGUCGCUUAUCUUUCCAGUGGCUUUUCACUUUUCAUGGGGCUCGAGCUAUGAAUAAUUUUAAUGAUCCGAAUACAGCGUGUAGACUUUUGCGUUCACUCCCACCAUACACAACUCAUUGUGCACGUUGUCAUCAAAAAUUGACUUUACUUUUCCAGUCUAGUCUAGCACAUGCAUUCGACAACAAUAUUGGAACUCUACAUUUAGAUGGUUGUAUUGCUGACGAUGUUCCACCGAAACAGUCUGAUGGUAUUAUUUUGUGUACUGGAUGCUUCAAUUCAGUGCGAGUCACCGGACUUGAUUUUGACUGUCCUCUUACACGACGUUGCUUCAAUUGUCACUCUUUGACUGGAUUAGAGUUUAGCAAAUUUCAGUUGGAAUUAUUAAAACAACCUUCAAAUUGUAAGUACCGCUUAAUAUAUUAUAUAGCAAGGUAAAAAAUAUUCGAAAAUUAUAUUUUGUGCUAUUGAUUAGUGUUUAUACGCUAUUUAAUUUUGUUUUUAAACAGUUUUUUGGGUUUUUAAUACUUCCUCUUAUUCCCUUUUCAGAUAAUCCUAGAACAAAUUCGCUUAAAUAAAACAUGCGUUCCGCGAUCUCGUAAUAAAAAGGGACAGGAAUGGGGGAUAAGUUAUAGAUAAUAUUUUGGUAGUUAAAGUUGAAAACUGUAAAUGAAUGGUGAUUAAGAUUUCAUUUGUUUGCUGUAGAGUUUAGAGAUCCUGGCUUCUCAUAAUGCCAAUAGUUUUCAUAAAAGAGAAAAGCAGUCGUUUCAUCAGUUUCAUGUGUUGUGAUAUUUGCUGAAAAUUUCGAAAGUUAUCGAGGUAUUUAAUCAACUGAUACUUCGUCCAUAUCAGACUUAUUUGUAAAGUCAUCCUAGAUGAGAUAAUAUUUCGUUACGUUUCAUAAAAUUUGAUAGAUACACUGAUCUUUUAUCGAAGUUAUAAACUCGUAAGACAUAACAUGUAUCAUCAAUUAGAGAAAGUCCUUCAUUUGACUGUUCACUUGUGCAUAAAGUAUCAUGAAAGCUAGACCUAUUGUCAUAAGGAUCAGUCUGAAAUUGAUAGUUACCGUAGUUUAUUGAGAUCAAAGCCUUUGAAAAUCAUUCACGUCCAUGCUAAUGAAACCUAUCGAAUUUCAGUACCGUCUAUUCUGUAUCUUACAACUUGUUUUUCACUCACUAUAUAAAGUGAAAAGACUGUAUACUACCUGGACUGUAAUGACCGAAACUGUCUCAUGAUUGCGGUGUUAAAACUAUAGGGAAUUCGGGAACUAUUGAGAAAAACAACACUGGCCGCUUACUUUGUUAUUUAGGGUCCAUAGACACUGUGAUAAAAUCUUAACUUACUAAGUAUCAUGUAAUUUGGUCCUGAAAAUUGUUGGCUUUACGAAAACUCGCAGUAUUGAAUAAAGUCGUUAUUACUAUUUCGUUGUGAAAAAGCUAGUGGGGUCCGGACAAAGACAUGACAUUUGUUCAUAAAAACAUUUCAGGCGGAUACAACAAAUUACAAAGUCGAAUAAAAUCAACUACAUCAGAGUUAUUGUUUCAUGAAAUCUACGGAUAUCCACCAAGAGUGUGAAAAUAGAUGGCACAAACCAAGAUUUGUCUUCUCAAAUUUCCCGAAGAAUGCGACGUACAAUGAAUUCAGCUCAAAAUACGCUCAUCCAGGAUGGAUCACCUUUACCAGCUUAUGGCAGCUGUAAGCACUAUCGCAAAAGCUAUCGAUGGCUGAGGUUUCCUUGUUGUGGACGUCUGGAACCAUGUGAUGUCUGUCAUGAUAAUUCUGCUGUUGAUGGACACGAAAUGGAACUGGCUACUCGUAUGAUUUGUGGGUUUUGUUCUAAAGAACAACCAUUUUCUACUAACAAACCAUGUGUAAGAUGUGACAAGAUGCUAUCAGGAACUCGAUCUUCACAUUGGGAAGGUGGGAAAGGAUGUCGUAAUCAAGUAACUAUGUCUCGAAAAGAUUCAAGAAAAUAUUCUCAUGUCAACAAGGUUAUAUCCAAGAAGAAAACCAAGCGAAGUAAAUGAUCAGUACAUUUAAAACCGUUUACAGCUCUUUACAAGAUUCAGUAUAAACAUGUAUUACUUCAAAAUUCGCAACAUAUAACAGCAAAGUAGUUCUAAAAAUGGAAAUUAUUCUUUCUAAUCUAUGGUUCUACAAUUAGUCGAAACUAUUGUUCAAAUACAUCUCAAGAAAUUAUAGAAUACGGAUUUAAGAUUUGCCUUACAUAUAACUAUUCUCUCGAAACACUAAUAUAAACUCAUUUCUGUGGAACCUGAUGGUAAUUUUUUUAAAAGAAUAUUUUUCUUCCACGUGUUUCAAAUAGCAAUUAUUACCCACAGUAAGUUAACAUUUCCGUGAUAUUCCAGUACAUUUCUUUGUACAUUAAACUUCAGAAAACAGAAUCUAGUUUAUGAGUUUGAAAUAUCACUUCCCUAUGAACAUUUAUUUUAUAUUCAUAUUUUAAAAAAGAUUAUUGAAUUGUCAAACAGAUUCAUUUUCCUGAAUAUUUUUUAUUGUUUCAAACAACCAACUAACCAUAUUGUUUUAUUUCUAGUUUCUUUAUGUCUAAAAACACGAGUUUUCUUUACAAACUUCUUCCAAUUCAAUAUCAUGAUAAUCCUGGUGACAAAGAUUUUAUUUAAUAGAGUAUUCUGGUAUUUACAUAAUUAUUAUGAUAAAGCUCUUUUUUUUUAUCUCCGAAAAUUUAAUUUAUAUAAACAAGUUGUCUUUAUAGGAAUUCAAUGAUCUGAUUAUUUGAUUUCUAUAAAUUUAGUUUUAUCUAGUAAUAUUUGGAAAAAUGCAUCCAAAUAAAAACUAAAAAUAUGUCAAGAAUCUCCGCUUAACCAGUAUAUUCAAAUGUAAAAUACAAAUGUACAAUAAUUUAAACAUAAAGUCAAUAAAAAUGAUUAAUUUCUGCUUUAAGAUUGUAUAUUAAAAGUAACCUAGGUAGUUUGAUAGUAAGUUUUGAUAAAUUUCUACAAAUUAUAUAAAAGUUGUCUUUUUACUUAAAAAAUAUUUUUCGACUA